AUGGCAACCUCUGCAAGUCCUCUCGAGUCUAGCUACCUGGGUCGGUCCGACUAUCUUGACGCUCAUGUGCCUAUCGAUGAGGCCCAUGCCUCACAAUAUCAAAAGUCUCCAGACCCACGUACGACUUCUGCGAACCCCGAAACCACGCUUCAAAUUCUCGACACUGAAUCACUCGUCCCCCGGUCUAUGCGUCAAAGCUUGCUCUCCAGCUUCCUGAAGAGAUGCUGGCCAUGGAUGCCGUUGCUCUCACCAGACGCGAUUCGCGCGAUGUUCGAGUCAAAUGCACAGCCCAACUUCUUGAUGCUGUCAAUUUUGGCCGCUGGGAGCAAGGUUUCCCAAGCUCCGCGCGCCGCAGAGCUCGGCGCUCUCUGCUAUCAGCGUGCCAAGUCAGUCUUCUACUCGGGCGUCGAGAAUAACACUGUGCAUGUCAUUGUUGGCACAGUGUUUCUACAGUGGUGGAAUCAAACAGGUCCAGAACAUAUUUCGGUCGACAAUAGCAGCUUCUGGCUUCGAAUGGGGGUGGCCUUGGCCCACCAGAUCGGCCUUCACAGGCAGCCAGACUUCCGCCAUCCUCAGUAUCAGUUGCGGAGGAAAUUGUGGUGGGCACUCGUGUCUAGAGACAACCAGAUUGCCACCAGUCACGGUCGUCCGCGAGCUAUCAACCUGCAAGACUCCAGUGUGAGACCGCUGGACAAACGUGACUUCAACUCCUUCGAUGAAGACGCUCUCUUGUUUGUCAACUUCGUCCAAAUCACCCAAAUACUGGGAGACCUGACGCAACAUUGCUUGCGAGGCGACCUCACACAACAAAGGCGGAUAGAAACGGAGAAGACGCUUUUGUCAUGGCUACACAGUCUACCGAAAGUCUUCCACCUUUGCCACCGUGAGACGCACGCUCUGAACCCGUAUACCGUGCGGAGUCGACAACUGCAUGUUCCUUACUUUGUAAUCCUUAUUAUCCUCUUUCGACAAGGUGCGCCAGACCGCUGUCCAUCCGCCAUCUCAGUACUCGCGGCCAGUUUCAUAUCUGGUAUCUUUGAAGAGUACCUGGAUUGGGGAGACAUUGCAUUUGUGUCACCGCCCUCCAUCUUUUAUUUGCUUGUGGCCUCACUGCUUCAAGUGUCGUCUCACCGAUUCGCACCUCUGUCAUUUGCGGCGGAGAAGGAAACCAGAAUUACAGAUCAAGCUAUUGAGCACCUGAAGAAGCGGUUUCACACGGCUUUUGGCGCUGAGCGCGUCAUCCAGUCGACCCGACGAUUGGCAAAUCCCGAGACGGUAUCCAACCAAGCUAUCCAACUCCGCGUCGAAGCUGGUCAGGAAGACUUUUUCUCGGUGUUUGGGCCCGAUCUGUGCUCUCACUGGAAUGUCGUAUUGAAUCCUACGCCACUUACACGAAGCGCCGAUUCACCAGCGGUGAGCAUGCCUCCGGUGUCUUCGACGCACGCCGACAUCAGGAGCCAAAACAAUCUGCUCGGCGCGGACGCCACGUGGGGCAAUACUUUUCAGGAUCCUCAGCUGCCGAUGCAAGAUUUUUCGUACCUACCCGAUCAAACAGAUUGGACAUUGCAUGUACCUUACGCCAGUUCUAGUCAACUGGACCAAUCAAGUCAAUGGUGGUGGACGGAUCUUGUGCCAUGA
Messenger RNA from Exophiala viscosa, 1638 nucleotides. RefSeq names its product fungal-specific transcription factor domain-containing protein. Bases 1 to 1638 code for a protein of 545 amino acids. The transcript has 2 exons. Gene Ontology annotation, molecular function: DNA binding; zinc ion binding. The record is from RefSeq and is a predicted model, not a curated record. Lineage: Eukaryota; Fungi; Ascomycota; Eurotiomycetes; Chaetothyriales; Herpotrichiellaceae. Gene Ontology annotation, biological process: DNA-templated transcription.